GCUCAGUUCAGCAAAUGUCAUAGGGUAAGGUUAAGUUUAUGUUUAUUUUAUUCCAAAUUUCAGUUAGGGAUGAAAAUUAGAUUCGUGUAAGGUGUUUGUAAUAUUAACUGCUAGAAAAUAAAUAUUUAAGUAAACCUAAACCAUGGGUAAUGCUGGUAGUGGACCUGGUCGAGACAGACAAAAACCUGGGGAACCUAGUGCUCCUCACUCACCAAGCAAAGAAGAACAAGCUUUUGUAUUUGACAAAAAACCAAAUAAUAAACUAGUAUUUCAGUCAUCCCAUGAUGAAGAGGAACCGUAUUUUACCAAAGGACGUGAUGCUUCGGAUAAUGAAAUUGGAGCUCCUAGGAAAAGGGCUGCUACUCUUUCUGAAGGAUCCAAAAUCCCAACAGGAAUUGAUGAUACAGUUUUACCAACAGUGUUCAAAUGGGAAGGAGGAGGGAAAAAUGUGAUGAUAAGUGGAACUUUUUCUGAUUGGUUGCCUCUACCCAUGGUGAAAAGCCAUGGAGACUUUGUGACAAUAAUUGAUUUACCUGAAGGCGAACAUCAGUACAAAUUUUAUGUGGAUGGAGACUGGAAAUAUGAUCCUGGCGCGAGAAUCACCGACAAUGGGAUGGGCUCUAAGAACAACCUUGUCACGGUGAAACGGAGCGACUUUGAAGUGUUCCAAGCGCUUGCCAUGGACAGUGAGAGUGCCUCAGACAGACAACAGAGAGAAUAUUCACAAGAGAUUCCAACAAACAGACCGUGGGAGAAGCCGUCGGGACCACCGAUCCUGCCUCCUCACCUACUGCAAGUCAUCCUCAACAAGGACACUCCAUUGUCGUGUGAGCCAACCCUACUUCCAGAGCCGAACCAUGUAAUGUUGAACCAUCUGUACGCUCUGUCCAUCAAAGAUGGCGUAAUGGUAUUGAGUGCGACACAUCGCUACCGCAAGAAAUACGUCACCACUCUGUUGUACAAACCUAUCUAAAGUGGAUAUUGUUACCAUUACACAGGUCUAUGGGCCUUGCUCGUCUAAAGGGUCAAUUCAAAGUUGUAUUUGAGGAUGUUAAAGCUUGGUUUAGGCCUACACAGUUAGAUGGGUUGAUGUGGCCAAGUUAACGUUCUACUGUCCUUGUUUUACAAUUCAUCAUAGUCAUUCAUAGUCUUCAUUCAAAUUCAUUUCUUCAUUCAUUCAUAGUCUUCAUUCAUUUCAUAGCAAUUCAUAGUCUUUGAUGUUUUUAAAGUGCUUGGAUGAGAAUUUUUCAUUCCUCUACACUAUGAACCUACAAAAUUGCAUGGUUGGGGAAGCCAGAGUUCAGAAUCAACUUCACUGACUGUCUGGCUCGACUUAAACUUGCGCUUCACAUAUUGAUAGCCAAGAAAUAACCUGCCCAUUAACUUCACACAAGUAAAACAGCCUUAAUGCAGACAUUUUUCAGUAAUUCUACAACUUUCUAUUGGAAAUUUUUAAUGUUUUUUAUAAUUUAUCAAAAUUGGCAUUCGCCCCAAGAAACAUUAACCAGUUAUAAAAUCCUCUAAUACUUAUUUUCACUCUCGUUAUAUUUUUGAUGUUUUUAUUGUAAAUAACUGCUUGAUAUUAAUUUAAGUUCUAGAAAGUCAUAACUUUGGAUUGUUUGUUUGGCAAAUAUUUUGUAUAGACGUUAACUUAGGGUUAGUUGCUUUCUACUGACUAGUGGGUGCAGCAUUUGCGAUGCAAGGUGAUAUUUGGAUAAGAAAUUGUGGUAGGAUCAAGACUAGUUCUCACUUGAAAUGCUUCAAAUGCAUAACAUUGGGUUUCACACCAUUGGACACAUUAUUGGUUACAGGUUGAAAACUCAACUAAUACAAUGUAUUGUGCAAACUUCUCUAUUUUUACCCCACGCUGUAAAUAAAUAUGUAUUUGAAUUU
Molecule: messenger RNA, 1893 nt
Organism: Macrosteles quadrilineatus (aster leafhopper)
Lineage: Eukaryota; Metazoa; Arthropoda; Insecta; Hemiptera; Cicadellidae
Product: 5'-AMP-activated protein kinase subunit beta-1-like
Exons: 6
Coding region: 143-973 (276 amino acids)
Biological process (GO): signal transduction
Cellular component (GO): nucleus; cytoplasm; nucleotide-activated protein kinase complex
Molecular function (GO): protein kinase binding
Source: RefSeq, a predicted model, not a curated record